GUCUUCUUUAUUUGUUUUUCCUUCCUUCUUGUACAGUACCAGACUACCAGUACCACACCACUCCUUUCCUGCCUCUCUCUCUCUCUCUCUCUCUCUCUCUCUCUCUUCUCUUCUUUCCUCACCUCCGACGGCUGAACAAGCGAAACUGCGAAAAGCAGCAACAGCAGGUAGGUAUAGUGAUCCUCCUCCUCCAUGGGGAACGCCCUCAAGUGCUUCACGGGAGAAGAAGAAGGCCACCACUUCCACGGGCGCAGAGACCGCUACCCCUACUACCAGCCGCAGUCCUACAGUGGUGGCGAUCCACAUCCACCGGCCGCUGCUCAUCAGCAGGGUCUAGCAGCCCCCCAUGGCUUCGUAACCUUCGUCCCCGUCACGCAGGCUGCUGGUCCAAACGCCGGGCACCAGCAGAGGAGCAGUGGGGUUCAUGACAGAAGACCGGUGGCUUCUAACACCGAGGACAUCGACGAAUCGUCUGCCGAGGGCCUGUGCAGCGCCAAGAGCUACGCCAAGGCGAACCCGCUGCUGAUCCAGGUGCCGGUGCUGGGAACCACCAGGAAGUUCUGGCGGCUAUCCGACAAGGCCACAAGGAUCACGCGAAAGCUCGCGCUGAUCUUGAGGAGCCACCACGCCGUCGGCAAGCACCUCGCCACGCCCCUGCAGGUGUCUAAUGUCUGGAUCGGGAGCACCGGUGGCAGCGUCAAGCUAAGAGGCGUCAGCUUCACCGCCAAGGGCUUCGGCAUCGAGCGCGUGAGAGACGACUACAGGCAGCUGUCCAGGCUCCUGCACGCGAUCAUCAGAAUCUCCGGUGGGGGUGAUACCGCCAUCGCCAGGCUGCCUCCCGACUACCGCGAGUUCCUCGCGCUCCUGGGGAGGGACACCCUCGCCAUGGAAGACGAGUUCUUGAUCGUCAACAACGCCGCGCUGCUGCCGAUGAAAAACCGCACGGAGGCCUUCCUGAUGCUGCACGACAGGAUCGUGAAGUACCUCGGCCGCACGGACCGACAGAAGAAGAGGAGGAUCCUCUCCGGGCUCCCCUACCAGAGCGACUGGCUGGAUACGGCCAGGGCGAACAAGCGGAUCAACCAGUGGGUCAUGAACGUCCAGCACGAGUACAAGGGAACGCACCAGUCCGACAUGCUGCGGCUCAACAGGAAUGUGAGGAGCCACCUGCAUGAGCACAAGGACGACGACGGCAUCGAGGAGGCCCUGUACUGCGAGUGGCCCGAGCUGCUCAUGGCCAUGGUGAAGCUGUUGCACCAGGAAGGCGAGCUCGAGGCCACUGACAUUGAGAACAAGUUCGGCUAGUCCAUCGUCCUGCCGAAGAACAGAUGUGCUAGGUAGCUCUGCACUGCGGUUUCUGAAUCUACUGUUGGUGUUGGCACGCUUUCAGUGAGAAAGUUUAUGGUGAUGGCCUGAUCGCGGGUGAUAUGCUACCUGGUUUAUGUAAUGUAAUAUAGGCUCCGUACUUUCUUGAAUUCUCUGGACUUGAAGGCAAAAGGUUGGGGUCAGCUUUAUAUAAUGUUGCCUUGAAACUCAAAGUUGUACUCGAUCUUUUGUGGGUGUCUUGUUUUCGUUUUGAUGAA
Messenger RNA from Zea mays, 1583 nucleotides. RefSeq lists its product as uncharacterized. The transcript is spliced from 4 exons. NCBI's taxonomy places the organism in Eukaryota, Viridiplantae, Streptophyta, Magnoliopsida, Poales, Poaceae. The record is from RefSeq and is a predicted model, not a curated record. The coding region runs from base 193 to 1305 and encodes 370 amino acids.